AUGGAUCUGAUGUGCGAUCAAAAUCCAUCUCCACCUCUGCUGUCUUCUUCUCUUCCACUUAGUAUCCAUACACAUAACUCAGUUCAUGACCUCGAUGCCAUCUCCACACCGGCGGGACUAUGUUCGUCCGGCCUCUUAUGGAACCCUCCUGAGCACGACACAGUUCUCCCGGAGCCGUGCCCUCUCCAGUCCUCCUCCGGGCUUUUCCACCCACCCCAUGCAGAUCCUGAUGCCACUAUCCUCUUUCCGUGCAAUCUAAGAAAUACACAGGCUCUUGAUGUAUUCUCCCAAUCUACAAGCUUUAGGACAACCGGAGAAGGUGCUCUGACCAUAGCAGGCGGGCGUUAUCUAGACCCCAUCGCUAAAAAUCAUAUGUUGCUGGAGCAGCAUCUACACUCGAUCAAAGACGAAUGGGUAGAGACAGCUCUGAAGGUACUGGUGGGUAUAACGCAGGAAAACGUAGAGACUUCUGCUGCUGUGGAAAGUGUCCUGAUCGAACGCCUGGGGAAGGAAAGGUACGACGGGCUCCGCACAGCACCGUUGUUUCUAUUCCUGAACGUGGUUGCUGCUGGCUUUUGGAUGGAUGACGUCAUGCCUUCCUUUCCAAAGGUGCUGUCGCAGGAGGAUCGAACUAAGAGGUUUGCGAAUUCUAUUGAGGCGAUGUACGAGGCUGUGUUAAGGACUUUGGAGAUACCGGCAACACGAGAACAGCUUGCUGAAAAGACUGGUUUUCAACGCCGUCGACUGAGUAGUGUCAUGAUGCCUCUUCGGGCUAUCGGGCUCAUUGCAGAACCGGAAAACCUCAAGAAAGACCAUCCCAACAGUGACAAGGCUGUUUGUGAACAUGACGGAGGGCCGAACUUGAUUCUCUGCAGGAAUGCCCGACAGGAGGCAGCAUCCUUCAUGAUCUCCGGCUUCUGUCGCUAUUAUCGGCAACUCCGCCUCAUCCGGCAGCAUCUCGAACGGACCAUUGGGCUCGUGCGCUAUGACAACAGCUUCAUUGACGAGCGCCUGACAUAUCUGACAAGGCCCCGCCCAGACAUGAAAUGA
Giardia duodenalis is the source of this 1050-nucleotide messenger RNA. RefSeq lists its product as uncharacterized. The record is from RefSeq and is a predicted model, not a curated record. Bases 1 to 1050 code for a protein of 349 amino acids. The transcript has a single exon. Lineage: Eukaryota; Fornicata; Diplomonadida; Hexamitidae.